CCCAACUCCGCUCUCCCCCAAGGCCCCAACCCAACUCGGCCACCACCGCGUUCUUCUUCCCACCUGCCAAAAACCCUACACCCCGCGACGACCAACCGGCGGCCGCCAUGCUUCUCCGGCGACCCCUCCAGACCCUCGCCUCCCCGCUCCUCCGCCGCCACCUAUCCAACGCCGCCGCAGCCGCAGUGGUCUCCGCCCCGGACCACAGGAUCGACGAGCUCCUGUCGCCGCCGUUCGAGUACCUCCCGGGUCACCCUCGGCCGGACCCGAAGCACGACGAGGUGAUCUUCGCGGUGCCGAGGGCCUCCUCCGGGCGGCAUUUAGCGGCAAAGGAACGCAAGGCCGGGCGGGUGCCGGCCAUCGUCUUCGAGCAGGAGAAUGGUCAGGAGGGCGGCAACAAGCGCCUUAUCUCGGUGCCGUCCAAGCAGAUCCGCAAGCUCGUCGACCACCUCGGACGGUCCUUCUUCCUCUCCCGCCUCUUCCGCCUCGAGGUCUUUUCCGAGCACGCCGGGGAGGGGGACCUUAUCGAGAGCGUCCGCGUUCUGCCGCGCAAGGUGCACUUGCAUGCGGGCACUGAUGAACCUCUGAACGUGACAUUCAUGAGAGCCCCUCCUUCGGCGCUGCUCAAAAUAGAUGUUCCUUUGAUGUUCAUUGGAGAGGAUGCCUCACCUGGCCUCAGGAAAGGAGCUUACUUCAACACCAUAAAACGAACAGUCAAGUUCCUCUGCCCUGCCGACAUAGUACCACCAUAUAUCGAAGUGGACCUAAGCGAGCUGGAUGUCGGGCAGAAACUGUUGAUGCGUGAUCUGAUAGUCCACCCAGCCCUGAAGUUGCUUCAGUCUCCAGACCAACCCAUCUGUAGCAUUAUAGGGUCAAGAGCACCUGACCAGAAGAAAGAGAAAGAGAAAUCAAAAUAAUUCACUUCAUUGUAUUAACUGUUCAACAGAAUAAGUUUUUUCUUGCUAUCCAUGCUUGCACAUUUCGGUUCCUGAUUACCUAGAACGAAUACUAGGCUAAAUUGUAGCCAGGGAUCACUGUUUUUACCUGAGGGGUGUAUGUUUUGAGAAGCCAGAUGCCAUGCUACUGAUGUAAUUGCUACAGAAAUGUUCAAACAUGGUUCUGCGAGGCAGAUGGUUUUGCUUGCUACCA
Molecule: messenger RNA, 1149 nt
Organism: Brachypodium distachyon (stiff brome)
Lineage: Eukaryota; Viridiplantae; Streptophyta; Magnoliopsida; Poales; Poaceae
Product: 50S ribosomal protein L25
Exons: 3
Coding region: 108-917 (269 amino acids)
Biological process (GO): translation
Cellular component (GO): ribosome; cytosolic large ribosomal subunit
Molecular function (GO): structural constituent of ribosome; 5S rRNA binding
Source: RefSeq, a predicted model, not a curated record